AUGGAAAAACAAGUAGAAGCAGGUGAAAUCAAAUACAUUGGUAUCUCUAAUUUCAAUAUCAGACAAAUUGAUAGAAUUACGAAAAUUGCAAGAAUUAAUUGUGUAUGUUUACAACACGAAAUGGUCGAAUAUUUCCGAAAUAAUUAUAUGUUGCUUGUCACUUAUGCCCCUCUAGGAUCACCAGAUCUGCUUAAAUUUAAAGAUCUUAUGAUAGUCCAAAUUGUUUUACCAAAUCUUCUAGGUAACAUCUUAGUAAAAAUAACUGAGAAACAUAAGAAAACACAUACUCAAAUUCUGAUCAGAUUUCUGAUAGAAAAGGAUGUUUGCAUUAUUCCUAAAAACGCAAAUAUGAACAGGCUCAGAGAAAAUUUAUUGGCAUUGACUUUUAAAUUAGAUGAAAAUGAUAUGGUGGCUUUGGCUUUAUUUGAUGAUGGCGAUAAAAGAAGUAUUGUAGAUUUGCAAAAAGGUUACAGAGGAAAAUCGGUUCAACAGGAAAAGGCUCACGAGCAAAAAGCUCACUAUUGCAUUCCAGAAACCAAUAAAGAAAUAAAUACUUAUCACACUUUGGAAGAGUUUAAAAUAUUGAGAUUAAGAAUUAGGUUAUCGCCACAUAGACACAGCAUACAUGUACAUUCCGAAAGGCCCAUGGUAGGUUUUAAGUUCAACAAUGAUGAAUUAUUUAAUGCUGAACCUUCUGAGACUGAUGGUAAAGUUAUUUGGAAAGCAAUGGAAAAACAAGUAAAAGGAGGCAUAAUCAAAUUGGUCUAA
Molecule: messenger RNA, 768 nt
Organism: Psylliodes chrysocephalus
Lineage: Eukaryota; Metazoa; Arthropoda; Insecta; Coleoptera; Chrysomelidae
Source: the annotation of a GenBank genome assembly